Molecule: messenger RNA, 2347 nt
Organism: Diospyros lotus (date-plum)
Lineage: Eukaryota; Viridiplantae; Streptophyta; Magnoliopsida; Ericales; Ebenaceae
Product: probable pectin methyltransferase QUA3
Exons: 8
Coding region: 198-1979 (593 amino acids)
Cellular component (GO): trans-Golgi network; endosome; cytoplasm
Molecular function (GO): methyltransferase activity
Source: RefSeq, a predicted model, not a curated record
UCAGAUCUUCAAGCAAGCCCCAGACCCUCGACAGUCGACACUUCACUUCUUCUUCUUCUUCUUCUUCUUCUUCAGCUAUAUAUACAAUUUGAAUAUAUUUAUAUAUAUUGUAUCCAUAGUUCUGUACGGAUGUGCAUGCGAUGAACUGAUGAUUAAUCUGUAUUGAUCUCGAGUUUUCUGGAACAUAGAGAGUGGAUAUGGGGCACCUGAAUCUCCAAUCCUCGAAGCGCAACGGGCGUCAGUGGCGCCUACUGGAUCUGGUCUCCGCCGUCUUCUUCGCCGCCGUGUUCAUCUUCCUCGUGAUGGUGUUCACGCCACUCGGCGACUCCCUCGCCGCCUCGGGGAGGCAGGCGAUGCUCCGGUCCGCGGCCGAUCCGAGGCAGCGCAGCCGAGUGGUGGCGCUGGUGGAGGCCGGCCACCAGAGGACCAUCGAUUCGUGCCCCGCCGACGCUGUCGACCACAUGCCCUGCGAGGAUCCGAGGCGCAACAGUCAGCUCAGCAGAGAGAUGAACUUUUACAGGGAGAGGCACUGCCCACCGCCGGAGGAGACGCCUCUGUGCUUGAUCUCCCCGCCCCAGGGGUACCGCGUUCCGGUCCAGUGGCCUGAAAGCUUGCACAAGAUAUGGCAUAGCAACAUGCCAUACAAUAAAAUAGCAGAUAGGAAAGGUCACCAAGGAUGGAUGAAAGAGGAAGGUCCAUAUUUCAUUUUUCCUGGUGGUGGAACAAUGUUCCCAGAUGGAGCUGUGCAAUAUAUUGAGAAGCUUAAGCAGUAUAUUCCCAUAGCAGGUGGAGUUCUAAGGACAGCUCUUGAUAUGGGAUGUGGGGUUGCAAGUUUUGGUGGGUAUCUCUUAUCUGAAGAUGUUUUAACUCUCUCCUUUGCUCCAAGAGAUUCACACAAAGCACAAAUACAGUUUGCUCUGGAAAGAGGAAUACCAGCAUUUGUCGCGAUGCUUGGAACUCGAAGACUUCCAUUUCCUGCCUUCUCAUUUGACUUGGUUCACUGCUCUCGAUGUUUGAUCCCUUUUACAGCAUAUAAUGCAUCAUAUUUUAUUGAAGUGGACCGGUUGCUUCGCCCUGGGGCAUAUUUAGUUAUCUCAGGUCCCCCUGUCCAGUGGCCUAAACAAGACAAGGAAUGGGCAGAUCUUCAGUCAGUGGCUCGGGCAUUGUGUUAUGAGUUGAUUGCAGUAGACGGGAACACUGUCAUUUGGAGGAAACCUAAUGGGGAUUCAUGUCUACCAAAUCAAAAUGAAUUUGGGCUAAAACAUUGCGAUGAGUCUGAUGACCCAAGUCGGGCGUGGUAUUUCAAGUUAAAGAAAUGUGUCACCAGGAUAUCGUCUGUGAAAGGAGAAUAUGCUGUUGGGGUGAUUCCAAAGUGGCCAGAUAGGCUAACAAAGGCUCCCUCAAGGGUUAAGAUUAUGAAAAAUGGAAUUAAUAUGUUUGAUGCUGAUAGCCGGCGGUGGGCAAGGAGAGUUGCUUACUAUAAAACUUCUUUGAACUUGAAGCUUGGCACUUCAGCUGUACGAAAUGUUAUGGACAUGAAUGCAUUUUUUGGAGGCUUAGCUGCUGCAUUAUCAUCUGAUCCUGUGUGGGUGAUGAAUGUUGUUCCUUCUCGCAAGCCUUUGACUCUUGACAUCAUUUAUGACAGAGGCCUAAUUGGAGUUUACCAUGACUGGUGUGAGCCUUUCUCUACUUAUCCUCGGAGUUAUGAUUUCAUCCAUGUAGCUGCCAUUGAGUCGCUUGUAAAAGAACCAGGCUCUGGGAAGAGCAGAUGUAACCUUGUGGAUUUGAUGGUGGAGAUUGAUCGAAUGCUACGGCCAGAAGGAACGGUUGUGAUUCGAGAUUCCCCCGAAGUGAUUGAUAAAGUAGAGCGGAUUGCUCGAGCUGUUAGAUGGACAGCCACCAUACACGAGAAGGAGCCUGAAUCGUAUGGCAGGGAGAAAAUACUCGUGGCAACAAAAAGUUUUUGGAAGUUGCCUUGAGCAUCCAAUUGCCGCUUCUAUUUUCAUCUUCAUAAUGUGCAACUGUUAGAUAAUCUUAGCCCUUUCAAUCAAGGGCUCCAUUUCCCUUGUCCACAAGCCUCAUCCUGUACAAGACUUUGUGAGUGCUUUUAGGAAAGUUACAGACACAAUCUGAAAAGUUGGAAUGGUUUUGUCUUUUACAAGCAUGAGAUACUGUGCUCAGACAGUAUCUUCAUUUCAUUGCCUACUAUGAACACACACAAUAGAUCACGCACACCAACUGUAUUUGAUUCUUAGAAGGAUCGAGUGUAUUUCAGCUUUUUGGGUUGAGAUGCUUCUUUUGUGAACCCUUCAUUCACAUAGUGAAAAUUUUGACCCUUUUUUGGCCA